GAAGUAAUAAAAUUUGUGCCAAAAAUAUGCGUAGUCUUAUGUUAAUUGCUGCUAUUUGCACCGUAUUGGGUAUUAUGAUGCAACGAUGCAAUGCUGAAACAACAACGGAAAAUCCAGAGAUGUCCAUUCAAGUCAUCAGAUACAUGAGUCGACGUGCUGCGCAAGGUGGCGGUGGCGGUGCAGGUGGUGGUGCAGGUGGUGGCGCUGGUGCUGGCAUGGGUUUUGGUUUCGGAGCAAAUAUGGGUGGUCAAGCAGGCGGUGAAUGAAGUGGACAAGGCGGUCGUUAAAUAUUUGAAGCAACAAAUCAUAGCGGUACUUUUGACAAGGAUUUCAUAUGGAAAAGGACAAUGAAACUUCAUAUAAAUCGACACUUAAAACGUAACCACUAUAUCAAGCAAAGCUCAUCAGCAGAAUUCACACACGCAAUGACAUGAAAUUUAAAAAAUUUCUUAAA
Messenger RNA from Bactrocera dorsalis (oriental fruit fly), 454 nucleotides. RefSeq lists its product as uncharacterized. The transcript has 2 exons. The record is from RefSeq and is a predicted model, not a curated record. Lineage: Eukaryota; Metazoa; Arthropoda; Insecta; Diptera; Tephritidae. Bases 27 to 266 code for a protein of 79 amino acids.